CUGGAAACCGGCAGGAAACUGGAAGCCUCGGAGACGCCCUGUAACGACCUGCAGGCUCCAGUGCUUCAGGGGAGGGUUACCGAAAGAAAGGGCUAGUCCCAACUCCGCAGCCUCCCCUCAGCGCCGCGCCGCAGGAGGCCGCCUCCCCUCCAGUCGGACGCGGCCUGGAGGGGCGAGACGCGGGCGGGGCGCUGGGAUAGGAGCCGAGCCCCGGCCGAAGCUUCCGGAGCCGGGAGGCGGAGGAUCGCAGGAGGAGGGCGGGGAGGGAAGGCGGGAGGAGGAGGAGAUCAGACGAGGAGGGCGGGAAGGGAAGGGAAGGGCUCGCCUUUCCGCCCGCUCCCAGCCACGGCCAGCGAGCCAGUCCCCGGCGGCGGGCUCCGGUUCCACUCGUCCGCUACGCAGGAGCGGCCCCAGGACACUCCCCGCUCAGCCAGAAUGGAAAUCCCGCCAACCCACUACCCGGCCUCCAGGGCGGCCUCGGUGGCGGAGAACUGCAUCAACUACCAGCAAGGGACCCCGCACAAGCUGUUCCUGGUGCAGACGGUGAAGCAAGCGAGCAUGGAGGAUAUUCCAGGAAGAGGGCACAAGUAUCACCUUAAAUUUUCUGUGGAAGAAAUUAUCCAAAAACAAGUUACAGUGAACUGCACUGCUGACGUACUUUACCCUCCAAUGGGCCAAGAAACUGCACCAGAAGUCACCUUCACAUUGGAAGGAGAUAUUAGCAAGAACCCUGAUGAAGAAGACAACACAUUUUAUCAAAGACUCAAGUCCAUGAAGGAACCUCUAGAAGCCCAAAAUAUUCCAGACAGUUUUGGAAAUAUAUCUCCAGAAAUGAAGCCAGUUCGACACUUAGCCUGGGUUGCCUGUGGUUAUAUAAUAUGGCAGAAUUCUACUGAAAACACAUGGUAUAAAAUGGUAAAAAUUCAAACUGUCAAGCAAGUGCAAAGAAAUGAUGACUUUAUUGAAUUAGACUAUACCAUUUUACUUCAUGACAUAGCCUCCCAGGAGAUUAUUCCCUGGCAAAUGCAAGUUCUGUGGCAUCCACAGUAUGGCACCAAAGUAAAACAUAAUAGCCGUCUGCCAAAGGAAGCACAGCUGGAAUAAACCAUGCAGCUGACACUGGGAUGAAGUGCAAACAUGCCCAUCAACAACGUGUGUGCCACUAGCUCAAGGGGCCAAACAAAUCCCAAGGUGUCACUUUGUAGAAAUGUCUUGAUUACAGUAUAGGACUACAUAGAUUCCAUAAUACAAAGUGCCACUACGUAACAAUGUUUUCAUAGUAGUAAUAGUGCUAUGUAUAUCCCAUAAUAAAAAGCUUCAAUUUCAGC
Nycticebus coucang (slow loris) is the source of this 1328-nucleotide messenger RNA. RefSeq names its product latexin (gene LXN). The coding region runs from base 436 to 1104 and encodes 222 amino acids. The transcript has 6 exons. Gene Ontology annotation, molecular function: metalloendopeptidase inhibitor activity. NCBI's taxonomy places the organism in Eukaryota, Metazoa, Chordata, Mammalia, Primates, Lorisidae. The record is from RefSeq and is a predicted model, not a curated record.